Anopheles coustani is the source of this 9002-nucleotide messenger RNA. RefSeq lists its product as uncharacterized. Gene Ontology annotation, biological process: regulation of transcription by RNA polymerase II. The transcript has 12 exons. Bases 1591 to 8373 code for a protein of 2260 amino acids. NCBI's taxonomy places the organism in Eukaryota, Metazoa, Arthropoda, Insecta, Diptera, Culicidae. Gene Ontology annotation, cellular component: piccolo histone acetyltransferase complex. The record is from RefSeq and is a predicted model, not a curated record.
GGAGGCAAAGUUACAAAUUCGUUUUCUCCUUCUUGUGACAGAGUGCGUGAACUGUUUCGCCACCGGCAUGAACUAGGGCGUUGCGGGUUGUGUUUUCGGUCCCGUUGGACCGCCAGGCGGACCUUGGAAGUAGGAAUUUUCGCGUGUUUUUCACUCCUUUUGCACGGGAGAUUCUUCACUCACGCCCCGUCGGCCCGCCGUUCGUGUCGCCCUCCCUCCGCAGUUCGACGUCGUCAUCGUCGCCAUUGCAAACCGUUUUCGUCGUCGUCGACGUCGCCGUCGCUGCUGCCGUCGAACGUCGUCGUUAUUAUUGCCCGGGAUUGCGCGCGCACGAGCGAGAGGGCAGCAGUAUCGAAACACGCGCGUUCAGCAUAGUGCCAAACGAGUGUGAAAGAAAAGGCUAGUAAAGGGAAAAAAGAGCGCUAGUGUGGUGCGCGAGUGCGAAUGAGAGGGAGUGUGGUGGCCGUGUGCGUGAGCGGUGCAGCGUUAGUGUGGAAGUAAGGGUUGUGUGUGCAGUGGAGGCAAAGGGCGCCUCGAGUGUUUUUGUGCCCUCUCCGCCUGUCAGAUCGUGCGAGGCGGUGGAGAGGCGAAGCGAAGCGCGUCGUGGUUUUCGCCGCCGUUUUUCCGCUGCCAGCAAUUUUGUGAAGCAAUAAGCGGCCCAGCAGCUUGUUUUUAGGCGUCGGGUGACACCGAAAUAAUUACCACCUUUAUUUUUCGGAGCCGCCAAGGGCGCUGCAUCGUGCUCAACAACAUCCAUCCUCCUGCCGUCGUGGGCCAAGCUGUUUCACCAGCAGCAUCGCGUCCCAUGCACGGGCGAGAAGUGCGCGCGCCAACCAUCCUUCGCACGCACACAUCCACGCUGUCAUCCUCGCCGAUCCUUCGAAUGCUCGGGUGUGUGCGUGAUUUUCUGUAGCCUUUUCCCUGGUCCGUCGCACGGAUUGUCUUCCUUCUUCGGACGGACCACGCUGCGCCUCCUUGCCAAGGGGUGCUGGUGCCUGUGGGUCCGGGAAAACGGGAAGCGCAAGCACGGGGCGAAAGCGAGAAGGCAAGAAGCAGCGCGCCAACGCCGACGACAGGGAAGAAGAACCACGUCCACGAAGACGACAACGAUCAGAACGACGACGACGACGGCGGCGGCGGUGGCGGGAGCUCAUUCACCACGCAAAGCAGGCGAAGAAAAGCAAAGCAGGCCGAGGGAGCCGCCAAGAAGAUCCUAGUAGCUUGGAAAGGGUGGCAGAAUAGAAACGCACACGGGUGCGAAAGAACGAAUGCGGGAAAUCUCGCAUGCUGCAUGAAAAGGCGGAAAAAAGAGAGCCGACCAAUAAUAGGCCAAAAGGCAGCAAUAACAGAAGCAUAACAAAAAAAAAAACAUAACGACUCAUCUCAACCAUCGCAAGGGGGAAACGGUCCGGUCGGCGGACGCGAACGAAAAGCACGGCUUUAGAAACAGCACACCGAAGCAAAGCACACUGUGGCAAAAAACAACCGCACCAGCCGGGAAACCGGGAAGGCUAAAAGCGAAACUUCAAAACAGAGCACAGAAGCACUGAGGACGAACCGCGCGGAGAAUAAUAAAAUCGGCGUGCGAAGAUGUCGAAGCUUUCGUUUCGGGCGAGAGCCCUUGAUCCGUCGAAACCGGUACCGAUCUAUCUGGCGGAGGACCUGCCGGAUCUGCCGGAGUACUCUGCUAUCAACCGGGCGGUCCCACAGAUGCCGAGCGGCAUGGAAAAGGAGGAAGAAUCGGAGCAUCAUCUGCAACGGGCAAUAUGCACCGGACUGAUCAUUCCCACGCCGGAGGUGUACGACUCGACGGAUUCCGAGUUCUACGACAAGUACUACCCGCCCGACUACAAACUGCCCAAGCAGCUCAUCCACAUGCAGCCGCUCAACCUCGAGCAGGACAUACCGGACUACGAUAUGGACAGCUCGGAUGAGGUGUGGGUCACGUCGCACGGGAAGAAGCUCGACCUCGAUCCGCUCAAGUUCGAGAUCAUGAUGGACCGGCUGGAGAAGAGCUCCGGCCAGACGGUGGUCACAUUGAACGAAGCCAAAGCCCUGCUAAAACAAGACGACGAAGUGAGCAUAGCCGUGUACGACUAUUGGCUCAACAAGCGGCUAAAAACGCAACACCCCCUGAUACUGUACGUGAAGACGGAAAAUCGUGGCAACAUGACACCGAACAAUCCGUACCUGGCAUUCCGGCGGCGCACGGAAAAGAUGCAGACGAGAAAGAACCGCAAAAAUGACGAGUCGUCGUACGAGAAAAUGUUGAAGUUGAGGCGGGAUCUGUCGCGCGCGGUGACCCUCCUGGACAUGAUCAGGCGGCGGGAGAAGCUGAAGCGGGAGCAGCUGCACCUGAGCAUCGAAAUCUACGAGAAGCGCUACCAGGCGCAGGAUUUCCAUGGCCAUCUGCUGUCCGAGUACACGUCGAACGCUACGCGAGCGACGAGACCGGCAUUCGCUCCGAUCUACUCCAACCAGUUCCCAUCGUUGGCGGGCGGCCAAGGGGCUAAUGCGGUGGCCGGCAGUGCCGGUACCGGUGCGGCCCCGUACCUGGCCGGCAGCACGUCGACGACACCGUACGCUGGUCAGGCCGGUAGCAACAAGCGGGACAACGAGAGCCUGAGCAGUCGGAAGGAAAAACGACCGUACAAGAAGCGGAAGCAAAAAAUCCAAAAAGAUCGAAGCUCGUCGGGUGGUGCUGGAGGGGGCAGUGUGGGAUCCGGUACCGUCGGUUCUGGGAGUCGCGGCGAUGCGGGCAGCGGCGUAGCCGGUGUAGGGAGUAGCGGUGGGAUGGGCGUGGGAAGCGGUCCUAGUGGUGGGCAUCAUUCAUCGGCACAUCCCCACCACCAUCACCAUCAUUCGCAUCACCAUCAUCCGGCCGGUGGAACGAUGGCGGGGGUUGUCGGUGGCCGAGGCGAUAUUGGCGCGGUGCCCAGCGGGCACGGAACCGAUCACCACGCACACGGAGACCAUGCCGUUUCGUCCGACGACGAGGAGUUGGCUAACCUGCAGGGCAAUUCACCGGAGGAGGAAUACGCUUAUGCAUUCCGGCGGAGUAAACACAGUCAAUACCACAGGCCUCGCGCGGAUGGUUACGGAAAUUGGCCAUGGACGGCCAAGGAGGAAAAUGGCUCGGCAGACCCACGGUUUCGGUUUACGUUAACUUCGCUACGGUAUCCAAGAUCUCGCUGUAUUGGAUUCGCUAGGAGACGACUUGGCCGAGGUGGGCGGGUGAUAAUCGAUCGAGUAGCGACCGAUUUCGAUGACCUGUGGUCCCGGUUAGACUACACGAUCGUCGAAAGCGAAACGAUCGCAUCGUUCGCGUCAACCGAGCUGGAACAGUCCAAGGAGCAGGAGAACGAUACCGGAGCUGAUGAACCGGUGGUCGUUAGCUUGCGCCGACCCACCGAGCGAACGACCAGCGUCAGUAGCACCUGCAGCAAUUCCAGCAACACAGGCGUCGUCGUGACGUCCCUCAAGCCACCUCCCCGGUUACCGGCGGCUUCCUCGGGCCACUCGCAGCAAUCGGUAGUGAACGGUGCCGACGGGUUGUUGCUCCCACCGCCACCACCACAACCACCACCACCACUGGACGCAUUGGAGGGGCACGGAACGCCCGCCGAUCGAACCGGUGGUUACCUUUCCUCCUCUUCCACCCUCCGACGAAAGCUCGUACUGAAGCAGGAGCUCGCGACACUAACCGAGUACGACUCGGAUAGUGGCGAACAUCAGUUCCUGGCCAGUAUCGGGUUGAUGAACAACAGCAAGGCGGAAAAGGAGUCGAUCGGGUUGCUUGCCAGCACCAAGCGGCGGCUGCGUUUCGACAGUGCGGGCAACGAGGAUGAGGAAGAGCAGCAGCAGGAGGAGGGCGUAGGGGUGAAGAUGGAAGUCAGUGGUGAUGGAAAUUACGAAAGGACAUUUUCUCCCGCAGCGGCAGCAGGAAGUGGUGGUGUGAAUAACUCAGAUAUAAAUGUGAUAAAAUGUGAGGAUGGCACGACGGUGGAGAUGGGUCCUGGCGUGGCCGCAGUGAAACAGGAGAAGCGCGAGCAGGAGGAGGAAGAAGAAGAAGAGGUGCAGGGUGAGAAGAGCUCGGGCGAGCCGGGGGUGGUGUUGGUGAACACCGGCGAAGACUUUGAGCAGCUGAUCGACAGUGUAAAUAGUCGUAACGUUAGUAGUAAUACCCGGACUCGCAGAGGAGGAGUAGCCGUAAGCAGCAAUAGUAUUAGUUCCGAGGGCGGGGCAUCGCUGAGGAUAGGCGAGGAAGUGGCAGGCACGGAACUGGAGCAGCAGUUGCAGGCGGCUGGCGGAGGUUCCCCUUCGCGGCUGCACGACGCCACCCGGGAAGAUAUCGACGCGGUCUACAAGGACCUGCUGAACGAUAUCCAAUCGAACUGGCUGCACUUUCGCCCGAAAACGCCGGAACCGAGCCCGGACGAUCUACUUACGCUCGAAGGUGAGGACGACGGCGAGCUGCUGGAGAACUGUCUCGGUUUGACCGAUCGCCAUCGAAUCACGCUGGAGCUGCAGGCCCUCGAGGAGGGUCUGCCGGCGUCGGUGUUCACGCGCGGUCGCACGAUCGGUUCCACUUUCCGUACCACCCCGUUCGCGCUGGACAAUCUCAUCGAACCGCAUCCCCUGUCUGUGACGCACGAAGCAACGCCACGGAAGGCGAACGAAGGCGGGGAUGAUACAACCUCCUUGUCGCCGACGGUCGCGCCGUUGGUGGACGUGAAACUGGAGAGGUCCGGCUCGGAGAACAAUCUCAGCGGUGGCGCAGCGGGGGCCGAGAACAACAGCCUCGAAACGUCCGAUCUCAACCUGAGCCUGAACGAAUCGAACGAGGACAAUGAGAAGAUGCUGGACAACAUUCUGCAGGAGUGCGCCAUCGACGAUCCAAAGGCGAGCAACUUCUGGAACGGCAUCCUGGAUGAUGGUAUCCUGAGCAGUCUUGACGACGGAGAAAAGGGCGCGUCGGAUACCGAGGGGGAUAAUGUGAUGGACGCGGACACGCUGGACGGCACGUCAACCGAGCAGCCAGUGCGACGACCUUCGCUGUUGAGUUUAGCCGCAACUAAAAUCGGAUACCACUCGGAGUUGGUGGGAUACGGGGGCGGUGGCGGCGGCGGUGGCCGUGUCGGUCGUCGUCCUUCGCCAUCGACAAUCGAUCGGAAGAACAACGGUGUAACGGUGGGAAGCAAACGGAGGAAAUUGUUAAAACGCUGCAGUUAUCUCGUCGGAAGUAGCUACUUUUCGGUGAAACCACUGCCGAAGGAGGAAAUUUUCCAACCACUGCUGGACGCCGAUGGGCAACCGAUCAUUUGUAUGCCGGACGCCGAGCUGGAACUCACCGGUGAUGGUGCGGUGGAGCAGAUGGUGCAGCUUGGAGGGGAGGAAGGAUUGGAUCUUCCGAUGGAGGAAUCGGCUCCGAUUCACGUUGGUGUGGAAGCGAUGGAGAUCAAGAUGGAAGAGGAUGCGGCGGCUUGUCUGGGUUUGGAAGCGGCCACCAACGUUGGUUACGACCAGCAGACUCCAACGACUGUCCCGACGACAACGUUGGGGGAAGCAACCGGAAUCAAAAUAGAGCCUCCGGAUGAACUGUUCACUCCCUCUUCGUCGUUGGCGUUGGCUUCGGCUUCGGAUUUGGGAGGAACGAGCGAAGCGACAUCCGCGGCUACCAUCGUUGUGCCAACGCCGCAGCAACAAACCCACCAUCAACAGUCGGAGAUGCCGAUAACGGUGCAAUACCUUCGACAUACCGGCCCCGGUACUACCACCAUGGCCACCAUCAAGCUGGAACCGAUCAAUCACCUAACGCAUUCGUCCGUCUCCGAUGGGGGAGGUGGUGCGGGAAGGGCCGGGUCAACGCUUAUCCCCGCGACGAUCGUUGUUUCGCAACCUUCGGGCGGAAGUGGCAGCUCGAGCGUGUUCCCCGUUUCGGUGGCGAACAGUGGUGGUGUUCCGACGAUGGUGGCCGUUUCGUUGCAGCAAGCGGUCAACAGUGGGUUGCAUCAGCUUAUGCACACCUCUUCGGCACCAUCCUCGCAGACGCAGACCACCAUGCUGGUCAUGCAAUCGAUCGCACCGAACAGCAUCGUCACCAACAGCACGGUCCAAUCGUCUCCGACCGCGGUGUCCGCCAGUGGCAACCCAACCUCAGCAUUCGAUCGCUCAGCAACCAUCGCUGGUUCGAUCUUAGUGCAGGCUUCGUCCGCCUCCUCGUCCUCGCCAUCGAUCAUUCCCGUCUCCUCGUCCACCAUGACGGUCGUGUCCGCCUCUUCCUCGCCGGCGCUACUGACGUCCUCUACGCCGAUCGUCGUCACAGUUCCGGCCGCUUCGUCCGCCGCACUUCAGUCCAUCGGUAACGUCAACAAUAAUGGCGGCUCAGCCGUCGUGAUGCCGACGAGCAGCGGAACGAACACCGUCGUGUCCAUCACGACCCCGAUCGUCGUCUCCACCGCACAGUCGCAGCACGCGCAUCAGCAAAAUCAGUUGCAGGGUGGCGGCACCAACAGUACGGGACUGGCGGCCGGCAACAGCUACAUCGUGCAGCACAACAACACACCGAUCGUCCUGUCGCACCAGCAGAUGCAGCAGCUUGCCAGCGGCGGUGGAGGGAAUAUUGUGACCGUUGGAGGCCAGCAGGUCGUUACGACCAAGCAGCAUCACGGGGAAACGUACGUGUUGGCGCAGACACCGCUGAAGAAGCAGAUCAACGGCCCGACCGAUGGUAGCAAAAACGCGACCGCAGUCACUGCGCAAGCUCUGAACAACCAGAAGCUUCAAGCACUUUUCAGCCAAAAGCUGGGUAAUAACAAGACGCCCGAAUACAAUCGCAAGCAAAUAGAGGCGAUCCGGAAGCUUAUUGCCUCCCCGAAGAUGAUUGUCAAAUCGACCAACAGCAACCAGCAGAACCAACAGCAGCACCUUCAGCAGACGCUCCACGGUGUCUCGGCUGCCAGUGGAACCGGUCUGGGCGGGCAUCAGCAGCAAUCGAAUUCGCAGCACGCGCAACAGCAGCAGCAGCAGUACAACCUGAUUCACCAGAAUUCGCUCAACUCUCCGAUCACGAUCGUAUCGGCGCAAAACCCGGGUCAACCGACGCAGAACAAAAUCAUUCUAACGUCCUCCCCGCAGCUGCUACAGCAAGCCGGUGGAGCAACGGCGGGUCAGCUGAUUGCAGCCACCUCUUCGCACGGCAAGAUACAGCUGACGACCGUGCAGCACCAAGGGCAACCAGGAGUGGCGGGUACGACCGGUGGACAGAUUGUGACGCUCGAUCAGGCCGGUUUGCAGGCAGCAGCAGCCGCCGCCGGGCAGCAGCAGCAGGUGAAGCUGGAAAAGAACCGUAUUGUGUACGCCAACAUCAAGAACAGCCGUGGUCAGUUUCUGGCCCAAAUAAACCCGAAGUUGGUGAACAUCAUACAGCCGAUUCAACAGCAGAAGCUCGUCAACAGUCAGCAGCAACAACAGCAGCAGCAACAGCAACAGCAACAGCAGCAACAGCAUCUUCACAACCAGGCCGGCCAUGGAACGACGACGAUCAUCAACAGCAAAGGGCAGACGGUGCAGCGGAUUCCCACGGUUAGCAUUCGCACGCAGCAGCAGCAACAGCAGCAGCAGCAGCAGCAACACCUGCAGCAGCAGCAGUCCACCGGCCACGUCGACAUGGUUGUGGUGAACAAUGCGAACAACAUCAAGUUUAUCCAGGCGGCGGCCACGGCGGCUACGAACGCGGCUGCUGCUGCAGCAGCGGCGGCAGCGGUAGCAAGUGGGGGGAACGUGGUUAACAACGUCACCGGUUCGUCGACUAGCCGGGUCAGUCAGACGACGACGAUGAGCACUUCUGCCGGUGGUACGGUGGUGUCCGUAGGUAACUCCGGAGCUGGUGUCAGUGGUGGUGGAAGUAACAACAGCGACGUGGUGGGAAACAGCAACUGCAGCAGCAUUAACAACAGCUCCUCCGUAACACCCACAUCCGGCACCGCGCUGGUCAAUAGCGUUUCGGGAAUGGCAAACAACAGCAGCGCUUCCACGACCGGUGCAACGCAGGUAACGGCGGGAAAAGCGGUCGUGAGCACUGGCACCGUUGGUGCAAGUAACUCCGCGGUGGUUGUUGCUGUCGGUAGCGCGGCCAGUGGUGGCAACAGCAAUGCUGGUGGCACUAGUGGCGGAGCAGCAGGUGGUGGUGGUAGUGGUGGCGCCGGUGCCAUCGGUGGCAACGGUAGUAGUUCGAAUCCUCCAGCCAGUAUAAACAUUACCAAUAGGCAUUGUAGAAGAAAAGCAAAGAAAAGAAGAAAAUCCGUACUAGCAGCAUCUUUGGACGGUAAAUGGAAGAGCGCUCGGUACUGUCUGAGGAGCAGAAACAAUUAAGACAACUUCAAUAAUGAAAAUCAGACAUUCGAAUGAGACCAACUUCCCAUGUGAAAGAAUGACGCAAUGGCAACGAUUCGGAAAGAGAAAACAAGCGCCGGGCGGGGGUCGAGAUGCGAGAAAAGUCAACCAAUAGUUCACGCUCGGCCCGAUCCAUCCCGGAGCUUGAUUUCCGAGUGUCUUGCCGCAGCGUUUCGACAGAUGGAUCUCGUAUAAACUUGGUUGGAAAGCAGACGGAAUUCUUUAACGCUCUAUACACGAUUCCCUGUUGAAAUCUAUAGAAAAAAAGAAACAUUAAAAUCGAUCCAGAUCUCUGUUAUUAAAUAAUAGAGAUUGAAAACACGACUCUUUCAUUCCCUCGGAUUUAUUUAUAUCGGACAAUUGGUGUUACAUUACAGAUUGGAAUAAACGUUUGGGAGGGGGGAACGCAGGUUUUCCAGACCCGACGAAAGGAGACAAAUUUUUAUAGAAAAACUUAACGUUUCAACUAUUACUGAAUUAAUUACAGGGAGCGAUACAAAAAGGGAGUUUUGAGUAGACUUUCUCAUUUUAUGUGUUUUAUUCUUUCGGUAACUCCAACAAAGAGAGUUCGGCGUAUUUUCUUUUUAUAUUUUAUUGAAUUUUUUUAC